Messenger RNA from Durio zibethinus, 935 nucleotides. The record is from RefSeq and is a predicted model, not a curated record. Lineage: Eukaryota; Viridiplantae; Streptophyta; Magnoliopsida; Malvales; Malvaceae.
AUGAGGCAGCCCGACCCAAGGAAAAAUGAACAUGGAAAAUUUGAUGAAAUCUUGUCGGUUUACGUUGUCACCAUCCCACUAACGUGUGUACUUAGUUCUGAAUCUUGGGUUCUACCAUUGAUAAACAAACAGCCUAAAAGUCCUAACCUGUUUACCUUUGAAGGUCCUUGGUUAUUGAAGUCAAUGCAAAAUCUUGGGUCCCUUGUUCUAAAAACCUACAAUUUGGUUUUGAAAUCUUCUGGUUCAUGGGUCAAUAAUUAUAAUCCUGUCCAAUUGGCUGCUAGAACCACUCAAAAUAGCAACUUGAAGUUAAAAGGAAAAACAUUGAGUCCUGAAGAACAAGGAGAAGCAGAGAGUAGAGCUUUUGCAUCAGCCCUAGCGAGUGGGAAGGAGGCCACAGUGAUUGAGUUUUACUCCCCUAAAUGUAGUUUAUGUAAUUCCUUACUUAAAUUUGUCAUGGGAGUGGAAAAUAGGAAUUCAGAUUGGCUCAACAUUGUCUUGGCUGAUGCUGAGAAUGAGAAAUGGCUGCCUGAGUUUCUCCAUUACGACAUCAAAUAUGUUCCUUGCUUUGUGUUGUUGGACAAAAAUGGGGGCGCACUUGCAAAGACAGGUAUUCCAAGCAGUCGGCUGCACGUGGUGGCAGGUCUCUCUCAUCUUCUCAAGAUAAAGUAUCCAACAUGUGGUGGUAGCUCUUGCUCGUCUUCUCAUGAAUGAAAUUUUUACCAUUUUAAGUUCAAUGAAGACGGGUAAGAGGUGCUUGCAGUGCCUUAAUAUGGAACUGUAGUAAAUUAGGGGCAGUAGAGUUGCUGUAAAGUGGGUUGUAAUGGGUCCUUAAGAUGAAGAAUUACAGUUGACAGCUUAAUUACUGUUAUCCAUGAUAUUUUGGGACAUUGCUGACAACUGUCUUUAUGAAUAAAGCAAAUUGAUACGAGUUU